Molecule: messenger RNA, 1193 nt
Organism: Phalaenopsis equestris
Lineage: Eukaryota; Viridiplantae; Streptophyta; Magnoliopsida; Asparagales; Orchidaceae
Exons: 8
Coding region: 69-1193 (374 amino acids)
Source: RefSeq, a predicted model, not a curated record
GUUGAAGGGAAAGGGUGAGAUCGAGGUUUACAGUGGUAGCCGUUGAGCUAAGUUAAAGCUUUCCACGGAUGGAGAUGGGAGCUUUCUCUCAACCCUCGGACGACUACAAGAGGAACAGCAAGGUAGACCUUGCUGCUACAUUGAGGGAAUCAAUUUCUUUUGGUAGGUUCUUCUCAGAAUCUUUGGACUGGGAAAAAUGGUCAACCUUUAAUCACAAUAAACACUUGGAAGAGGCCAAGAACUGUUCAGUUCCGGGAUCAGUUGCUCAAAAGAAAGCUCUCUUCGAAGCACACUACAGAAAAUCUGCUGCUCUAAAGUUGGCUGCACAGCUGAAGCCAAUAAAUGAUAGUACAAACCUUGGUUUUUCAUUCAUUGAAACUGAAAAUGUGGAACCAGAACUACAUGAAUCUGCAUGCAAGAAAGCUGAAGGUGAAGAGCAAAAAAAUCAGAGAUGUUCGAAAGCUUCAUAUAAAUUUGGUGAGAAUCAUAGGUUGGAAAAGAUUGAUGAUAACAACAGUGGUCCAACAAUGGGGAUUGGAUGUCAUGAAAAGCAUUCUUUGCAAAUUAACCCAUCAAAUAGAGUUGAAAACAACGAGAAUAAGGCCAUCGCCUAUGAUAAUGAUUGCAUGAAGCAAGACAAAAAAGCAAUGAAGGUGGUUUCUUGUUUGAGUCACCAGAAUGAGAACCCAAAUAAGAAUAUAUCUGCAACAAAUAUCAUAAAAUCAAACGAUGUUCAGGAAGAACAACGGAUAUCAUCAUCUUGUGCAUCUAAGAUUCACAAAUCCUUGUCAAAAGAAAACAAACCAACUGAAAGUCACAUGGCGGUCUGCUUAAGAUCAAAUGAUAGAAGAGAAAAAGCUUUAGGAUCACCACAUAUGAAGGUUGUGGAUUUAAAUGUUGCUUGCACUUCCUCAAGAUCAUCACAAUUCUAUCACAGUCACAUCAAAACUCCAUCAAAGGCAUACAAAACUGAACCAAAACAUACUUUUUUGACCACACAGCUAGAAUGUAGAGGGACUCAGACACCAUCAUACAAACCAUCUUCAACAAGAAGAAAAGCGCAUGCUAUCUUUUGCCCGCUUUCAAUCAGGACUCAGACACCAUUAUACAAAACAUCUUCAACAAGAAGAAAAGCGCAUGCUAUCUUUUGCCCGCUUUCAAUCAGUUGCUUCAAAUCUUCAAGUUUCAAGUAG